AUGUCGUUUGGGGGUUUUCGACGAUCGGUUAUGAGUAUCGGGAAUGAUCGGAGCAUUAAUAAAGUGCAUUCAAUGGAUGUUAAUGUUGAUCCGAGUUCAGAAAUGCAUUGUGAACUCGGGUCGUUUGAACACCAGGUUUUCAGGCGGUUUCGUGCGCUUUCGGGUUCGUCUGCUGAUGAAGUUUUGUCUCUGAAUUGGGUUUUUAAGUUGUUGGAUGCUUUUAUCGCGUGUCAAGAGGAUUUUAAGGUUGUCAUGUUGGAAAAUGGGGCAGAUCUUUCGAACCCGCCGUUGGAUAGGUUUGUGACGUUUUCUGAUAUGAUUGUUAAGGCGCUUGAUAUUUGUAAUGCUGUUCGUGAUGGGGUGGAAAAGAUUCGAGCUUGGUGUAAGCAUUUGGAGAUUGUUGAAACUGAUUUUGAUUCAAAAUCGAGAAAUGUAAUCGGUGAAGGGCAGUUUAGGAGGGCGAAGAAAAGCUUGACCGAUUUAGCUAUGCUAAUGCUUGAUGAUAAUAAAGAAUCGUCAUGUGUUUUUGCGUAUGGUAACCGACCUUUCAGGUACCCCGUACCCGAAUAA
Messenger RNA from Helianthus annuus (common sunflower), 570 nucleotides. RefSeq lists its product as uncharacterized. NCBI's taxonomy places the organism in Eukaryota, Viridiplantae, Streptophyta, Magnoliopsida, Asterales, Asteraceae. The record is from RefSeq and is a predicted model, not a curated record. The transcript has a single exon. The coding region runs from base 1 to 570 and encodes 189 amino acids.